Molecule: messenger RNA, 2694 nt
Organism: Lachancea fermentati
Lineage: Eukaryota; Fungi; Ascomycota; Saccharomycetes; Saccharomycetales; Saccharomycetaceae
Source: the annotation of a GenBank genome assembly
AUGAAUUCGAAUACACUUAGCUUCAAAGACAGAGUCGUUGUGAUCACAGGAUCAGGGGGUGGUUUGGGAAGGGUUUAUGCUAUUGAAUAUGCUAAAAGAGGCGCAAAAGUAGUGGUCAACGAUCUUGGUGGUUCUCUUAAGGGUGAGGGCCAUAAUUCCCGGGCGGCGGACAUUGUUGUUUCUGAAAUACGCGAAAAGUAUAAGGGUACCGCAGUUGCUAACUAUGACUCUGUUACUGACAACGCCGAAAGUAUUAUCAGGACAGCUAUUAGCAACUUCGGCAGAAUAGACAUCGUGGUGAAUAAUGCAGGAAUCUUAAGGGACUCUAGUUUCGCAAAGAUGAGUGAAGCGUCAUUUGCUUCGGUGAUCGAUGUGCACUUGAAUGGCGCUUACAAGUUAUGUAAAGCUGCGUGGCCCUAUAUGCGCAAACAAAAGUUCGGCAGAAUCGUAAAUACCUGUUCACCUGCAGGCCUAUAUGGGAAUUUUGGACAGGCGAAUUAUUCUGCAGCGAAGUUAGGCCUUGUAGGUUUCGCGGAAACCUUGGCCAAAGAAGGUUAUAGGUACAACAUCAGAGUAAAUUGCAUUGUUCCACUUGCCAGGUCACGCAUGACAGAACGCAUAAUACCCCCACAUAUUUUGAAACAACUUGCACCGGAAAAGAUCGCGCCUAUGGUUCUUUAUCUCACUCAUGAGGACACUGAUGCGACCAAUGUUAUAAUUGAGCUUGCGGCCGGUUUUUACAGUCAAGUAAGGUGGGAGAGAUCUUCGGGUCAGAUUUUCAAUCCAAGUCCAAAGAGUUACACUUCAGAGGCUAUUUUGAAUAAAUGGGAUUCGAUUGUAGACUAUCGCGAUAAACCAUUUAACAAAACUCAACAUCCAGUGCAAUUAUCGGAUUAUAAUUAUUUAAUCCAGAAAGCAAGAGAGCUUCCACCUAAUGACCAGGGUUCAACUUCAAUUGAGUCUUUAAAGGGGAAAUCUGUGAUUGUCACAGGUGCAGGAGGGGGACUUGGCAGAUCCCACGCGAUCUAUUUUGCAAAGUAUGGAGCUAAAGUGGUUGUAAAUGAUAUAAAAUCGCCAGACCAUGUUGUGAAUGAGAUUAAUGAGCUUUAUGGCCCGGGAAGUGCCGUUCCUGACAAGCAUGAUGUUGUUAAACAAUCAGAGGAGAUCGUGAAAACCUGCCUGGAGGCCUUUGGACGCGUUGAUGUGUUAGUCAAUAAUGCAGGCGUCUUGAGAGAUAGGUCUUUCAUAAAAAUGACUGACGAGGAAUGGGAUAUCGUUGAGAAGGUUCAUUUAUUCUCGACAUUUGGCCUUUGCAAGGCUGUUUGGCCAAUAUUCGUCCGUCAAAAGAGUGGCACGAUUAUUAAUACCACUUCGACGUCCGGAAUUUAUGGUAAUUUUGGACAAGCAAACUAUGCGGCUGCUAAAGCGGCAAUUUUAGGUUUUUCAAAAACCUUGGCAAUUGAAGGCUCCAAAUUUGGUAUUAAGAUAAAUAUUGUUGCGCCUCAUGCAGAAACUGCAAUGACGAAAACUAUUUUUUCAGAGAAGGAGCUCGGAAAUCAUUUUGAUCCUUCUCAAGUUUCUCCAUUCUUCGUCUUAUUGGCUUCUGAUGAGCUAGAUAAGAAGGUUGGUCGGUCCGUGACAGGGGAGUUGUUUGAAGUUGGCGGGGGCUGGUGUGGACAAACGAGGUGGCAAAGAAGUAAGGGUGUUGUCAGUCUUCAACCCUCCCCAGAAUACAUUCGCGAUAAUUGGAAGCAGAUCACUGACUUUACUCGUUCAACCAAUCCAAGCACCACACAGAAUUCAUCAAUGUCAAUUUUACAGGCUGUUUCGCAGGCUGCAGAGACAGCCAAGUCGCAAGACUUGUUCAAGUACACGGAAAGAGACUCGAUCCUUUAUAAUAUUGGAUUAGGUUGUUCUAGCAAGGAGCUUAAGUACACGUAUGAGAACGAUCCUCAGUUUCAAGUUUUGCCAACUUUUGGAGUGAUUCCAUUUAUGACAAGCGGAAAUUCCAUUAAAAUGGAUUCUUUAGUUGAUGACUUCAAUUAUCAAUUUUUAUUGCAUGGCGAACAAUAUUUUAAGUUAAACCAAUACCCUCUUCCUACCAAAGGGGUAUUGAAAACUAUCGCUAGGCCUAUUCAAGUUGCAGACAAGAAUGGUAAAGCGGCUGUGAUUGUCGGUGGCUACGAGACUAUUGAUGCUAAAUCAAAGAAACCAUUAGUCUACAAUGAGGCAACAUUCUUCAUACGUGGUGCACACGCCCCUGAAGGCAAACAAAUUAAUAAACCAAGAGCUAAAUUUGCAGUGCAAGCAUUUAAAGCACCAGACAGGCAACCAGAUUUCGCUCUGGAAGUAUUGUCUGGUAAGGACCAAGCUUCAAUUUAUAGGCUCUCCGGUGAUUACAAUCCCCUACAUAUCGAUCCCAAAAUUGCCAAGCUUGCAAAAUUUCCAAGGCCAAUAUUGCACGGAUUAUGUACCUUAGGGAUGAGUGGCAAAGCUCUCUUUGAGCAUUUCGGCCAAUUCGAUGAAUUGAAAGCCCGUUUUACAAAUGUGGUUUACCCUGGAGAUAGGCUGCUGGUAAGGGCCUGGAAGCAACCUCAGGGAAUAGUUAUUUUCCAGACCAUAGAUCUAGAUCAAAAGUAUGUCGUGCUUGAUAACGCUGCUGUCAAGUUGGUUGGUGCAAAUCCGAAGAUGUAA